CCAAGACAAGACAGCGAGUGCACUUCACCACCACACGUCAGAUCACAAGGCAAAAUUGAACCGAGCAAGCGUCUUCAAAGUAGCCGCCGAGCAAACUCGUUUUCCAGCGAGGGAAUUAGGAUUCUCACAACCAAAACAGGCUUGAGCGACGCAGUAUAAAUAUUGUAACGACGCAGAAGGUAUGGAAGUUUUUUUUCCUCGUGAGAUCUUUAGCAAAGGAAAAAAAUAUGUGAGCGAAAAUAUAUUGAGGUCAUACACACAACCGCGAAUGUCAUUUUAAAUGUCACUUUAGACGUCAUUCAAUGGAACAAAUUGCGCGAUGAUAAAAAGAAGGACUUUAUGCAGACCUGGGCGUGAGUGGAUCAAACAACUUUAAGUGUUAGUUUUCAAAGCGACGUCAUCGCACGUGAACCAACUCACCCGUGUCAAGCUAAUAAACUCCGAGUGUGCGUGUCUGUGUUCUUGUCUUUCUAUAUUUGUGAGACCCCAUCCUUGCCUAUGCACAUUCUUCUUGCAUACCACGGCCUUCUUUCUCCUUUACUGUUCAUUUUAACAUAAAACAAACUACAUUUUGAGUAUUAAAACAACCACAUAACUUUGUCCACUGGUUUUAUAUUAGCGCAAAAUGAGAAACACCAUUUUCCACUCUAUUGCUGUGCGUGUGUGGUUGUUUUUCUAUUUUGUGUGAUACGGCCUUAACAUUUCACUGUAACGUGUUACAUUUUUUGGGUGGAGACAUUUUGAAUCCUCAACACAAUCAUAAAUAAUUGCGGCAAAAACAUAAAAUGCAUGGUGGGCAGAGUAGGCGACAUUUUAGUUACUUUAGAAUAAUAUGACUCAAGUAAAAAGUAACUUUUUUUUUUUUUUAAUCAGAGUAUGUUGCAUUAAUACAUGUGUGUUUGUAUCAAGUGCAAUGUGAACACACACAUGGAUAUACGAAGGCUCAAUCAUGCUGCCAGCUUGCAAAUCUCCAAAUAGCAACACACCCCAAGAGGACGAUGAAACCAUGAGCGCAGAACAGCGAGAAGCAAACGCCCCCAAACUAGACUCGGCCCCCCUUUACAACCACUCCGGCGCCUCCACCCGGCUUGGCCCGCCAAGUUCGGAGCAGGACAGGGAACGCAACCCAGAAGAGAAUUCCUUCUCCGGCCUGAGUUCCUGUUCCUUCCCGCCGGCUCCGUUUCCGAGUCUGGCGGACGGCAGCUGGCCGCAGCAGUCCAGUUUCUCCGGCGAUUGGUCGGGAUAUCCCAGCAGCGGACCCCCGUCCGGCUCGGACCCCACAGAACUCUGUAGCUGCUGCAGCCAGAGCUUCCGGUCCGGACAUAAGUUGAGCCUGGAGCAGCCGUGCUCGCUACGCUCCGAGCCGCCCAGUCGGCACCACACGCUUCCGCCGUACAUGUGCUCCCCGCCGGGAGCCGCCUGCUGCGCCCGUUGUCCCUCCGAUGCCCCGGCCGGGGGCCCCGUUAAGCUGCCGUGGCAUCAGAACAGAGCGGCUUACGCCCCGCAGCAACGUGACUGCAGACCCCCUUGGGAACGAUUCACCCCGACGGGCGGCCACAGCAUUCCACCUGCGGAGAAGCCGCUGACGCAGAGCAUGCCGUUGUCCCUGGAGCAGAGGAGGGUGUUCGUCACGUACGAGGCGGACGAUGACGCGCACGUCAACGAGAUCAUCAAUUUCGUCGCCCUGCUGCGACAUAACGGCUUCGAUACUCACAUUGACAUAUUCGAGCAACAAUUCCGCAGCAUCAGCAAGAUCGACUUCAUGGAGCGCUACCUCAGCGAGAAGGAAUACCUGAUUAUCAUCGUCAUCAGCCCCAAGUACCACGAGACCGUCACCGCCUCCCACGUCAGCCCCGACAACGACGAGAGGAUGUGCAACACUGUCUACAUCCACAAACAGCUUCAGAAUGAGUUCAUCCAGAACGGAAGCAAGAAUUUCCGAUUCAUUCCCAUUUUGUUCCCUGGGGCAAAAAAGCGUCACGUUCCCAACUGGCUGCUGAACACGCACGUGUACGGUUGGCCGCGCGACCGCGACGACAUCCUGCGACGGCUGAUGAGGGUUGAGAAAUACAACCCGCCACCCAUCGGAGAACUGCCCACCAUCGUGUCCAUCCCUAUAUAGAGCUUUUCUCAACACGCUGAGAAGAUGAAAAGACAUUUUUGUGACUUCAAGGGUAAAGGGCUCCUGGGAUUUUGGAUUGGACUUUUUUUUUUUUUUUUUUUUUACAUUGCCUUUGUAAUGUUAUAGGAAAGACAUGUUUAAUAAAACUUGUUAAAAAUA
Syngnathus typhle (broad-nosed pipefish) is the source of this 2281-nucleotide messenger RNA. It is a transcript of the gene traf3ip2l, whose product is annotated as TRAF3 interacting protein 2-like. The transcript is spliced from 10 exons. Lineage: Eukaryota; Metazoa; Chordata; Actinopteri; Syngnathiformes; Syngnathidae. The record is from RefSeq and is a predicted model, not a curated record. Gene Ontology annotation, biological process: positive regulation of canonical NF-kappaB signal transduction; humoral immune response. The coding region runs from base 950 to 2122 and encodes 390 amino acids.